Lachancea sp. 'fantastica' is the source of this 1953-nucleotide messenger RNA. The record is from the annotation of a GenBank genome assembly. Lineage: Eukaryota; Fungi; Ascomycota; Saccharomycetes; Saccharomycetales; Saccharomycetaceae.
AUGAAGACGGGAACGCUGGGAGUGUCCAGACGAAUGAUGUCGACUUUGCAAAAAAUUCCGUUUGAAACCCGAAAUGGCGAGCAUUACUGGGCCCAGCAUCCCAACGCUUUUUACCAACAGAAACGCAAGGGUUUCAAAGGCAUGACGUUUGAAAACCAGCAUAAAAUGCCGUCUCUACCGGUCCCAGAACUUCAAAAAACGCUGCAAAAAUACCUCGAGACAAUUAGACCGUAUUGCCACACAAAAGAGCAGCUCGAAGAACAGGAGAAACUUUGCGGUGAGUUUGCCAAAAACCAAGGUCCCGAGCUUCAAAACCGUCUGCAAAAAUUCGCCGAAAAGUCCAGAAACUGGCUUUCUGAGUUUUGGGAUAACCAGGCGUAUUUGGAGUACAAUGACCCCGUCGUGCCGUACGUGUCGUAUUUUUACGUGCACAGACCGCUCCCGGUCUCGCAUAGCAAGAUCCAGACGGACCCGUUCCUGAAAUCCACGGCCAUCGUCACUGCAGUGGUGGAAUUCUUGGAGGCCAUCAAGGAUGAGUCUUUGCCGGCAGACGUUGUGAAGGAUCACCCUUUUUGCAUGAAUAGCUUCCAUCUUAUGUUCAACAAUGCACGUAUUCCCGGCCAGGGCAGGGACUCCAACGAUUUCUAUUCAAUACACGAGCAUAACUUCAUCACAGUGGCCCUACGCGGGAACUUCUACACUCUGUACACGCACAACGACCAAGGCGAGCCCUUGGGACCAUCCGCUAUCUGGCAACAACUAUACGAGAUCACGAACGUGAGCAGUGCUCGCUUCCCGGAAAACGCUUGCUCUGGAAUCGGGGCUUUGACUUCACUGCCCAGAAACGAAUGGCAUCAGUCUUACAAGGAGCUUCAAUCUCAUGCUAUUUCACGCUCUUCGCUUGAAACCAUUCAAAAAUCGUCCUUUAUGCUGUGUCUCGAUUUGGACACCAGUCCCGUAACCCUGGAGGAAAAGGCUCACUACGCUUGGCACGGUGAUGGUGUCAACAGAUUUUUUGACAAACCACUGCAGUUCUUUGUUGCCCAAAAUGGUGUUUCUGCAUUUCUUGCAGAACAUUCUAAGAUGGAUGGGACGCCAACGCUUCUUCUUAACGACUUUGUGUGUCGUCAUAUUGCGAAAAUGGACGUGAGAUCUUUUCUAAAACAGCUUGAGUUGGCACCAACACGCACUGCUCUAGAACCCUCGCACCUCCCUUUCUUAAUCACGCCUCCCAUCAAACAAAGCAUCGAAAAAGCCCGAGCCAAAUUCCUUGCCGUAAUGGGCGAGCAUGAUCUCAAGGUAUGGCAUUACAACAAGUAUGGAAAGGCGGUCAUCAAAAGCCUGGGCUUUUCUCCCGACGCUUUUAUUCAACAGAUCAUUCAGCUGGGCGUGUACAAAUACCUUCAUCAACAGCUACCCACCUAUGAGGCGGCGUCUACCAGGCGAUUUUUCAAGGGACGCACGGAAACCGGUCGCUCGGUCAGCGUCCAGUCUGCAAAAUUUGUCACUGACUGGGAAGAUGCUAACGUCACAGAUGAACAAAAAAUUGCAAGUCUCCGGGAGUCUGCAACCGCUCACGCGACAUAUCUGAAAACCGCCUCUGCUGGUCUAGGUGUUGAUCGUCAUUUUUUCGGUCUGAAGAACAUGUUGCGUCCUGGGGAGCAUGUUCCGGAACUGUUUCAAAACUCGUUGUUCAAGUACUCGUCCACAUGGCUAAUUUCCACGAGUCAACUUUCUUCGGAGUAUUUUGAAGGCUACGGAUGGUCGCAAGUCAACGACAACGGAUUUGGUCUUGCCUACAUGCUUAACAAAGAUUGGCUUCACAUCAACAUUGUUAACAAACCGCUUGCAAGUGGACUCAGUACUUCCCGGCUGCACUACUAUUUGAGUCAAGCGGCCGAUGAAAUGUAUGAUCUACUGGUCAAAGAGCAGAAACUACGCUCCAAACUCUAA